GUCGCUGCGACACAUCAGACCUUCGCAGACCGAUGCCCAGGAGAGCCCAGGCCACAGGGACAGGUCCUUGAUACCUCGAGUCAGCAAAGCCAACUCACACAGGAGUUUACAAUGUCAAGCAAUAUUUCAGAAUGCCAUAUCUAUGAAGACAUGGAACCUUUUACCUAUUUUUACUACUUGAUUUUUCUUAUGGGAAUUAUUGGAAGCUUUUUUGCACUGUGGGCAUUCACACAGAAGCAUCAGAAACACAAGCCUAUGAGCAUCUACUUAAUCAACCUCCUCACUGCAGAUUUCCUGUUAACUUUGACUUUGCCAAUGAAGAUUAUUGUUGACCUAGGAAUUGCAUCCUGGAAUCUGAGAAUAUUCCACUGCCAAGUUACAGCCUGUUUCAUCUAUCUGAACAUGUAUUUAUCAAUCAUAUUUUUGGGAUUUGUGAGCAUGGAUCGCUGCCUGCAGCUGAUGCACAGCUCUAAGAUCUACCGCAUCCAGGAGCCGGGGUUUGCCAAGACGCUGUCCGUGGUCGUGUGGCUCAUGAUUCUCCUCAUAACCGUGCCUAACAUGGCUAUUCCCAUACAACACAUCGAGGAAAGACCCGGCGCAGGAUGCAUCGACUUCAAAACGAAGUUUGGGAGAGACUGGCACGUGUUCACUAAUUUCAUAUGCACAGCGAUAUUCCUGAAUUUCUCAGCCGUGAUCCUGAUCUCCAAUUUCCUCGUCGUCAGACAACUGUACCGCCACAAGUACAGCGAGAGCUACGGCAGCGUGAGGAAGGCACUGACCCACAUCCUGCUGGUGACGGCCGGGUACCUGCUCUGCUUCGUGCCCUACCACGCCGUGCGCAUCCCCUACACGCUGAGCCAGAGGGACACCACGGCCAGCUGCCCCCUCAGGCGGGCCCUCUUCAAAGCCAAGGAGUCCACCCUGCUGUUUGCAGUCUCAAACCUCUGCUUUGACCCCAUUCUCUAUUACCACCUUUCCAAAUCCUUCCGGCUGAAGUUCACAGAGGCGUUUGCAGCCCCCAAGCAAACAAAGGCGCUCACAGACGUGGAGCUGCAGCACAGCAGUGAACAGCAGGUACACCUCCCCAGCUCUCAAACACGGGCACAGAGUGAGCCCACCUGCAGCAGUGAACAGCAGGUACACCUUCCCAGCUCUCAAACACGGGCACAGAGUGAGCCCACCUGCAGCAGUGAACAGCAGGUACACCUCCCCAGCUCUCAAACACGGGCACAGAGUGAGCCCACCUGCAGCAGUGACAGCUGUUGGGUGACUGUGCGCGCAGACACCGCGGGUAACGACGCUCCUGACGAUUCGUGAGCCCGAGCAGAAGGAAAAUACUUGAUCAAUAAAUGCCCAUGGCUGUGUUCCACACUCACACAGGGGGUCUGAGCUCACAGAGCCUUCAGCGAUGCCUUCCACUCUGCUCAGUGAGCAGUGGUGACCCACCAGGGAUCAGCAACGUGUAACAAUACGUGUUCAGACUCAAACAUACUUCAGAAUUAUUUAUGGCAAACACCUGAACUCACCUUUUCUAAGUUAAAUAUUGUGUAUUUACUAUAUUAAAUGACUUGGUGCAAUAAAGUGAAGAAAUUACUGAACGGAAGUUCUUCAGCUGCAAAGUUUUUUUCACACACAUGAUUAACCCAAAAGCAUUUCAGAGGGCAUUAUUUACUCCAGACAGGGAUUUUAAA
Pipra filicauda (Wire-tailed manakin) is the source of this 1691-nucleotide messenger RNA. It is a transcript of the gene GPR171, whose product is annotated as G protein-coupled receptor 171. Bases 112 to 1317 code for a protein of 401 amino acids. Gene Ontology annotation, cellular component: membrane. Gene Ontology annotation, biological process: G protein-coupled receptor signaling pathway. The transcript is spliced from 2 exons. The record is from RefSeq and is a predicted model, not a curated record. Lineage: Eukaryota; Metazoa; Chordata; Aves; Passeriformes; Pipridae. Gene Ontology annotation, molecular function: G protein-coupled purinergic nucleotide receptor activity.